Prorocentrum cordatum is the source of this 2448-nucleotide messenger RNA. The record is from the annotation of a GenBank genome assembly. NCBI's taxonomy places the organism in Eukaryota, Dinophyceae, Prorocentrales, Prorocentraceae.
AUGACCUUGCGAGAGGCUCGGGGCGCCAAGGAUGGCGCAAGGUUGGGCGUGGGAGCGCGCCGCUCCUCGUGGGGGCGUCUUGACGGCGAGGCGCGCGCGCGCGCCGCCUCCGCGGAGAGCGCGCGCGGCGACGGCGUGGGAUCCCGCAGCGCUUCGGGGAGGGCGAGCGAGCAGCGCAACCCGACGGACGCCGACUCCCGCCUUGCGGACAAGGGCGUCCUGAAGGCGGGCGAGGCGCUGCGGCCUGGCCGCCUGGCCGGGCGACUGCGAGCGGCGGCUGCCAGCCAGGCGGCCGCGCCGGUGCGGACGGCCGAGGGCAAGUGCCCGAGCCGCUCACGGAGCGAGCGCCAGACGAGGAGGCCGUUGGGCAUCCUCGAGUUGUUUGCCGGCUGCGGACGCCUGUCGGGAGCCUGUGCGCAGGCCGGCCUGCGCAUCUUGUGUCCGAUCGAUGUUGCGAACGGAAAACACUUCGACCUGCUCAACUCACGUGUUCAGUGUAGGGCAAGAUCUACUGGCUCCGAGGACACCAACGAGGUCACCAGGGGCCUGGAGUUGGCGCUCUUCAGUUGUCGUGCUCUACGGGUAUGUCGUCAGUGCGGGGUCACGGUCUCGGUGGAGAACCCGGCCUCAUCUGGGAUCUGGUCCUACGAGCCACUAAAGAGGGAGCUCCAGAAGUGCUCGUGCAGUCCUGUCAGGUACGACGCGUGCAGGUACGGGGCCCCGUUCAAGAAGUCUACGAUAUUCUUUACUAACGCGGUCUCUCUCGGGGCCCUGGAUAGGAGGUGCAACUGCCGAGUCCCCCGCGAGAUCCUCGAGGGCAAGGUCAAGGUCGAGGGCCCAAGCUCGGGCGAGCCGAAGGCGGGCGCCCUGCGCUCCGACCGAGCACGAGCGAGGGCCACCAGAGCAGGAGGCUCUCGGCAGGAGGGGUACUUGAAGAGCCGCUCGAUCUCCGCCAAGACCUUGCGCGCGCACACCGAGGCAGUGAAGCUGUUCUACCUGUUUUGCAAGAGCGCCAUGGUGCCCACUACCACGUACCAGGAGCUGGACGUGGCCAUGGAGCAGCACCUGCACAAGCUGUAUUUCGAUGGGGAGACGAUCUCUCGGCCGAACAACACAGUGCACGGACUCAUGUACGAGCAGAACCUCGCGUGGUCAAAGACGUCGGCGUUCCCGCUCACUCGGAAGGCCCUACAAGGCUACCGCAAGAGUUCGUGCAGCGUGUCGCGGGAUGGCGCUCCUUGGGAGUGCGCCAUCUUUCUGGCGGUCUUCAUGGCCCGGCACGGCUCGAUCGAGUCGGUCCAGGCGGCCGGCCUGACCCUCCUCAUGUUCGACACCUAUCUGAGGAUCUUGGUGGCGAUCUCGUUGGGUCGGGACCAGGUUGCCCCCCCCCGAGCUCGCUCGGGCCUUCGGAGCUUCUACCCCCUCAUCGUUGCACCGAAGGAGCUCGGGAAGCCGACGAAGGCGGGUGCCUGCGACGACACGGUCCUCGUUAGCGAGACGGCACCAGAGCGCAGGCCAGUCCUGCGAGCGAUCCUGGUCCAGAUCCUGAAGGCCGUCAAGCCCGGAGAAUACCUCUUCCCUGACCUCGCCGCCCAGAAAUACGAGCUGAUCUUCAGGCGGGCCUGUCAGGCCUUGAACUUCGGCGACCUCAAGCUAUGUCCACGCAGCCUCCGACAUGGAGGGGCCUCAGUCGACGCACUGAACGGGAUCGACACCCUCACGAUCCAGAAGCGUGGUCGGUGGAACGUCAUCGCUUCCUGCCGACGAUACGAGAAGAAGGGCCGCAUCUUGAAGCAGCCCUCCAUUCUCGGCCAAGCCCGCGUGCAGGAGUCCGUGGAUGAGCUGGCAUGGCUAGUGUCGAGGUUGCCCCAGCUGCUCUGUUCUGCUUUCAAAGAUAGGUCCGUGACCGUGUCUGUUCCUGUCAAGGUCAGCGUCGAGUGGCCCGACCCGCUCCGCCCCGGCUCGAGCGGGGUGGCGGCCACGGUGCGCCUCCGGAGCCCGGCGGACGUCGCGCUCGCCACCGUGGUCGCCAGGAACGUGGCGGUGGUCGGCCAGGGUCUCGCGCUGUGCCGCGCGGGCUGCGAGAUCUUCGGCUUCGUGGAGCCGAAGGGCCCGCGGCGGUACCACGUGCGCCACAGGACGGGGGUGCACUUGCUCACGCUUGUCGGCGACUUCGCCAGCCUGACCGUCGAAGGGAUCAACCCAGUGGGCUCCAAAGUCUGCUGGUUUCAGCGGUCCGGCGACGAGCUGUGCGGGCGGGUGCUCCAGCACGUGGACGCAGGCCUCGCCAUCUGCAGCUUGCUGGCCACCCACGUCCACCGCAGGCUGCUGCACAACGCGCUCGUGCCACGGCCCAUCGCGGACCAGGAGGAGGAGGAGGAGGAGGGCUCUUCAGAGGUGCAGCCGCCUGUCGAGGCGGAGGAGGCCCCCGAGCCCGAGCGCCACUGA